Messenger RNA from Thunnus maccoyii (southern bluefin tuna), 3239 nucleotides. It is a transcript of the gene kcnq3, whose product is annotated as potassium voltage-gated channel, KQT-like subfamily, member 3. The transcript has 15 exons. The coding region runs from base 14 to 2542 and encodes 842 amino acids. The record is from RefSeq and is a predicted model, not a curated record. Gene Ontology annotation, molecular function: voltage-gated potassium channel activity. Gene Ontology annotation, cellular component: membrane. Gene Ontology annotation, biological process: potassium ion transport; transmembrane transport. NCBI's taxonomy places the organism in Eukaryota, Metazoa, Chordata, Actinopteri, Scombriformes, Scombridae.
UCCAGCACUGACCAUGGGGCUCCGGUCCAGGACCGUCGCUAGCGGCUCGGAGGAGCAGAAGAAGCAUUCCGGCGCUCCUCCCGGGGACUUAUUGGACCAAGGCACCGGGGGAGCGGAUAAGGAUGGCGCUCUGCUGCUGGUGGCUCCGGGCCGGGAAGACUUUAAGCGGGGCUCUCAGGGCAUCGGCAUCGGGCUGCUGGCCAAGACCCCCCUGAACUACACCCGGCCGGCCAAGAGGAAUAACAUCCGCAAGAGGAAGAUCCAGAACCUGCUGUACGACGCGCUGGAGAGGCCGAGAGGAUGGGCGCUGCUCUACCACGCGUUCGUGUUUUUAAUUGUUCUGGGCUGUUUGAUUCUGGCCAUACUGACAACAUUCAGGGAACAUGAGAAGGUGUCUGCACACUGGUUGGUUAUACUGGAAACCUUCGCCAUCUUCAUCUUCGGGGCAGAGUUUGCACUGAGGGUCUGGGCUGCAGGAUGCUGCUGUCGCUACAAAGGAUGGAGGGGGAGGCUGAAGUUCGCCCGCAAACCUCUGUGUAUGUUAGACAUCUUCGUGCUGAUCGCCUCGGUGCCGGUGGUGGCGGUGCGGAACCAGGGCAACGUGUUGGCCACGUCUCUGCGCAGCCUGCGCUUCCUGCAGAUCCUGCGGAUGCUGCGCAUGGACCGGCGAGGAGGAACCUGGAAACUGCUGGGCUCGGCCAUCUACGCACACAGUAAGGAGUUGAUCACAGCCUGGUACAUCGGCUUCCUGUCUCUGAUCCUGGCGUCUUUCCUGGUGUACCUGGUGGAGAAGGACGACGUCUCCAUGGACAUGUCCAACCAUGACAACCCCACGGCUCAGCCCAAACCGCAGGACUUCGACACCUACGCCGACGCUCUGUGGUGGGGACUGAUCACGCUGACCACCAUCGGCUACGGGGACAAAACCCCAAAGACCUGGGCUGGGAGACUGUUAGCCGGCACUUUUGCUCUGAUUGGAGUGUCCUUCUUCGCUUUGCCUGCAGGUAUUCUGGGUUCAGGCUUGGCUCUGAAGGUCCAGGAGCAGCACAGACAGAAGCACUUUGAGAAGCGCAGACAUCCGGCUGCCGGACUCAUCCAGUCUGCCUGGCGAUAUUAUUCCACCAAUCCAAUCAGGGAAGACCUUAUUGCCACGUGGAGAUUUUAUGAAACUAUAAUAUCUCUUCCCUGUUUCAGGCAAGAUAACUUGGAGGCCAUGACGAGCCAGAAACUGAGUUUACUGGAGCGUGUUCGCCUCACCAACGCGCGUCCGUCGGUGGGGAUGGGUAAGAAGCUCACAGGGAACACCGACGCCAUCGAGGAAAGCCCCUCCAAGGAGCCUAAACCCGCCGGCUUCAGUAACCGGGAACGUUUCCGCACCGCCUUCCGCAUGAAGGCCUACGCACUCCGCCAGAGCUCCGAAGAUGCCGGAGCCCUGGCAGAUCCAGCCUUAGAGGAGCGGGGCUUCCCCGCAGACAUCCUCAUGGAGGAAUCGAUCCCAACACUGAAACUGGUCAUCAGGGCAGUCAGGAUCAUGCAAUUCCUCUUGAACAAGAAGCGGUUUAAGGAGACUCUGAGGCCUUAUGAUGUCAAAGACGUGAUCGAGCAGUACUCUGCUGGACACCUGGACAUGCUCUGUAGAAUUAAAUACCUCCAGACAAGGAUCGACAUGAUUCUUGCCCCUGGACCCCCCCUCACCCCCAAACACAAGAAAACUCAGAAAACACCCUUUGCCUACCCGCCCAAUCAGUCACCCAGGCAUGAGUCCUACCUAGCCAAAGCCGCCUCCAUGCCAGAUGCUGAAGACCAAAGCAUGAUGGGUAGAUUUGUCAGGGUGGAGAGACAGGUGGAGGACAUGGAGAAGAAGUUGGACUUCUUGGUGGACAUGCACAUCCAACACACCGAGCACCUGCAGGUGGACUCUGCCGGCGGUGCCCACAUGACCCUGGAGACCUGCGACCCUACAGGGGGCGGCGAGAUCCGACGGGUUUUCUUCAACUACGCCGAGGCGUUCCCACACAUGUCGUACCAGGUGCCUGUCAGCAAGGUCAACCCGUAUUAUGGCAGGGGGGACAGAGGAGGAGGGGAGGCGGCGGCGUUGGCCGGAGGAGGCCGCUUACCUCCUGAUCACCAACCGCCGCCAUCACACCUCCACCAACGCCACCCUCCGGCCGCCAUCCCCACCUACACCGAGCGUCCCACCGUGUUGCCCAUCAGCUCCCUGCAGGACUUAUCAGCGGGGCUGGGCAGGACCACAGGGGGGCGGGGGGGCGACUCGCCACUCUCCAUGCUCUCGGUGAACCACGAGGAGCUGGAGCGCUCGCCCAGCGGGUUCAGCAUCUCUGGGGAGCGGGAAGGGGAGGAAGGGGUGAACUUAUCGAUGGUGGCAACCGGGGACGCCAGCUGGACGAGAGCCAGACCGAGCUACCUGGCGGAGGGGGAGACAGACACGGACACGGACCCCUUCACGCCUAGCGGGGGGCCCCUGCCGCUCUCCUCCACGGGGGAGGGAUUCGGUGACGCUGUGUGGAACACGCCGCCCUGAGAGGAGGCGAGCUCGUCUGUGACCACACAGAAAUCCACGACUCUUGAGUUAAGACCUUAAAAUCCAACCCAUGCCUCUAAACCCAAACCAGUUUGGGUCAAAGCCACACCUCUGGACCGAACCAUUAGGAGUAAAGGUGGGUCUACUGUAAUCCGCCUUGAUGCUGCAAGGUCGCGAGCGAGGUCAUCGAGAGGCCGAUCUCAGCAACCGACCGCCGUCCAGACAGAGAGCCAUGGCAUCGACUGCCCAGGAAAAAAAAAAGGGAAACCAGACAGUUUGUAAAGUAAAACUCUGUACAGCGCACUCUUCGCAAAAAUUUAGCUCAAAUUAAAAAAAAAAGAACAUUAAUAUACAUACUAUAUACACCCAAAAGCUUUAUCGCUGCAAAGCCAACCGCACUGCAUGUAACGCAUGCGAUUUUUAGUGUAGACACUGCAAAGUUCAGGAUAUCAGGAAACGGAAAAUGAGAUUGAAUGGAUACAUAUACUUGCUAUGCCAUUUUGUAACACUUAUUUUUUUAUAUGAAUACAUUUUCAUUGUUUUUUGCAUGGUUUGCAUGAUAGUGCACCAUCCUAGGGGGGGGCGACGGUCGGAGGGUGAUACUGGAACCAAAAGUCUCCUGUCUCUUUGUUUUGUAUGUUGUUUGGCGAGUGUGUGUGUGUGUGUGUGUGAGAGAGAGAGAGAGAGAGAGAGAGCG